UGACUUCCAUGCGAGUGUUGGAAAUACAGUGGCUUUCACUGAUCUCAAUCAGUCAUUGGGGGAGUUUAUUACAAACAUUUGUCCUGAAAUGAGCACACAUACAUAGAGUAAUACCAGUUAAGAAGGCAUGUUUUUCUGAACGGGAAGACAUUAUUAAAAUGGUACUGCUCACUGGGAUGGUUGAUGAACAGAAAUGUAAAGAGUCAAAAAGCAUAACAAGUCAUUGCUGGUCACAAAUACUACAUGGUUCUACAAUGGUUUAUAUUAAGAAUGCCAAAAAUGAGUUGUCCAAAUCUGGCUUGCCUUCAGGAACUCGUUUGAAAAAGGAAACGAAAAAAAAAAUUGAAAUGGAACAGAUACCCAAAGAUAGCAAAAAGAAAAUAAAAAGGAAACUGGUAGAAGAUGAAUGUGUCAAUGAUUACAGCAGGAUAAGCACAGAAAUAAUCCUAAGCUCCAGCAAGAAGCCAAAAAAGAAGAAACCUAGGAAAGACAUACCUAUCGUUCAAGAAGAAAGCAAGCCUGUGUGUUACAACAGUGAUGGCCAUAGCUUGGUAGAGUGGAGCUCAAAGUCAGAUGACAACACAGAUACAUGCAUGACAACUAAAAAAAAGAAAAAUUCUACAGAUACAGAGGCAGAUGUAAACACCACCACCUUCCCAACAUAUGAUGUAGUAGAAAGCUCUGUUAAGGUUAAGACUAAAAAGAAGAAAAGGAAAGAUAAGAUUUUAGAAGAAAAUAAGAAUGAUUUCCCUCCCAAGGAAAAAAGGAACCCAUUACAAACAGAAGGUAGUAGUAAAAAGAAAAAGUUAAAAGAAUUGAAAAUAACGGCUGAGAGUCAGCAUAGAAUACCUGAAGCCGGGGAUGGAAACUUGCAAGUAGAUGAAGUGCUAGAAAGAGAGGAAAAGAAGAAGAAGAAAAAGAAGAAGAAAGGAAAACAUUCUGAUAACGUGAAGGAUUGUGAAUUGACAUUUGCCAGUCAAAGUGAUACAGAUGAACACAGAGGUAAAAGCCACUGUUUAAAUGAAACCAAUGAUGCCAGCACAGAUACAAAACUGGAUAAGAAAUUGAUACCAGCCCUUUUAUUUGAGGAUCUGCAUUUUCCUGAUGCUGGGCAGAACAGUUUCAAUGAGAAUAGUACAGGAGAUAUUAAUAGUCCAAAAAAGAAAAAAAAACACAAACACACAAAGGACAAAGCACUUGAAAUAAGUAAACUGAGUAGUUGUGACUCAGCAAGGAAGAGAAAGAUUGAAGGAGACGGUGAUAAGCAGCGAGUAAAGAAAAUGAAGAAUUCUGCUGAUCAAGUCAAGAGUAACAUCAAAGAGUGUGUUUCAUCGACUUCCACUGUGGAGGAAGGUGGUUUGGAUGAAAUUCAUAUUGAUCAAGCACAAAGAUUGGCUUUGCAAGGAGAGAUUGACAGAGAGUCUGGAAGAACUACAAAACCACAAGUAAAAUAUGGUACAGCGUUUGGGCAAUGGGGCAGUGCUACAUUUGACAGCGUUGAGAGGAAAAACAAAUUCUUGAGACUUAUGGGUGGAUUUAAAAAAUCUGAUGCAACUCUUCAGUCCACAAGUCAGCAGGAUGUUGGCCAAGAAAGGCCCAAUAUGGCACUGAAUAAGAAAAAAGAGAAUGAUCUUUGUGAUCAGCUCCAGAUGCAGUUUGAAAAAGCAGUCAAAAUGAAACAACACACUGGCACAGGUCUUGGAUUUCACUCAGCAGAAAACAAAGGAUUUUUUAUAGAUAAAAAUGCCUUCAGAUCUGUAAAAUUUGAUGACUGACUGUGAACUUUUGUGAUUUUAUGGAAUGUUGUAACUGCGCAGUUUGUGUAAGAAUUUUUUGUUUACUACAUUUACUACGGUGUCUGAUAUACAGUUAACUUGUGUAGUUACCCUAAGUUGACAAAUAUUAUUUAUUUCUCAUUUUCUUACAUCAUACUGUUACACUGUGUACCAAGAAGAGUUCCAUACAGUUUUGACCAUUUUCUAAUAAAUUACCAUCUCUCUCUAGCCAUUUGUGAUUUUUCUUUCUCAUCCAGAGUGAAGUUCUUUUUACUUAUUUCUUCUUCAGUUUUCAUUUAGAGAAAAAGAACAUGCCUUAAUUAUUUCUGUGUCUAGUGGUCAUUCUGUGAUGCAGCUAGCCAACUCUCACACACUUGCUGACUUGAAAUUGAUGACAUUGUGAUGAGGAUCCAUAUUUCUUUUGGUCAUCUUUUCUUCCUCACACAGGUAUGGGCUGCAUUCAUGAAGAAACACAAGACUACUUCAGCUUAAUCUCCUGCCAGAAGUUAAUAUAUGCUGAAGAAAUGUUGCCAUGCUUUGGCACUGUUGAUAUAUGUGCACUAUCAAACUAAUGUAAAAACUAUGUAAUGUUUUGUAAUGCACUUCUUGAAUAUUCUUCUCCUGUUUAUGUACUGUUUUCAGUAUCCAGAUCAUGACUGAAAAUGGUCAAUAGACCACCUCACUAACCCAGUAAUCAAAUUGUAAAUAAAAUUAAAUAAAUGUUAACUUUAAAAAUUGUCAUUGUGCAAGAUGUCUUCAAGGCAUAGACUAACUUGUCAUCACUUUGGGUGGUUGUAGUUCAUAUUGGGGGGGGGGGGGGUCUAGCUUAAGCAUGCAUAUCCAAAAUGUAUAACCUGUUAUUGCUGAGUGCACAGCAGUCAUUUAAAUCAAAUUUACUAUAUCUGUAUUUGUUAUGAAAUAAAGUCUUUGUUUUCUUUGCGA
Molecule: messenger RNA, 2717 nt
Organism: Protopterus annectens (West African lungfish)
Lineage: Eukaryota; Metazoa; Chordata; Ceratodontiformes; Protopteridae
Gene: KNOP1
Product: lysine rich nucleolar protein 1
Exons: 6
Coding region: 159-1775 (538 amino acids)
Source: RefSeq, a predicted model, not a curated record